Messenger RNA from Arabidopsis thaliana (thale cress), 1069 nucleotides. RefSeq names its product Cysteine/Histidine-rich C1 domain family protein. The coding region runs from base 142 to 948 and encodes 268 amino acids. Gene Ontology annotation, molecular function: diacylglycerol binding. The transcript has a single exon. NCBI's taxonomy places the organism in Eukaryota, Viridiplantae, Streptophyta, Magnoliopsida, Brassicales, Brassicaceae. The record is from RefSeq and is marked reviewed.
CUAAUUUCCCAUUAAGAAAACCAAAUUUGUAACCAAUCAAAACAACUCAGACUUGGAACAAUUCAAAGUCAGACAAACCUUAUAUGCAAUGUGAUCAAAACUCCAAACACACAAGAUUGCUAAAUCAAAGAGACAAACUCAAUGGAGUACAAACAUUUCAGCCAUCCACACACUCUAAAACUCCAACAGAUUCAGCCACAUAAAAGCUCAGAUUCUUCAGUAAUCUGCUCAGGUUGUGAAUCAGCCAUCUCUGAAUCCGAAACCGCGUAUAUCUGUUCAACAUGUGACUUCAAUCUUCAUGAGCAAUGUGGUAACGCAGUGCGUGGGAUGCAACAUCCUUCUCACGCUGGUCUCCACCACUUGACUCUAGUCCCUUACACAACUUACAGCGCUGGUACCUUCCUCUGCAGAGCCUGUGGCUGCACUGGAGGUAAAGGGUUCUCUUACUGUUGUCCUUUGUGUGACUUUGACCUUCAUGUUCAAUGCGCUCACCUGCCUCAGGUCUUGGUUCAUGAGUCUCAUCCUAUGCAUAGUCUUCUUCUUGUCUACAACAGUACUCCUCCUAUGUCUUUUACUCAGUUUGGUUUCGGGAAUCAGCUUGUUUGCAAUCUUUGUAAUAUGACUAUGGAUGGUAGGUUUUGGUCUUACAACUGUUAUGCUUGUAACUAUCAUAUUCAUGCUUCAUGUGCUGUGAAUAAGCCCAAUCCAGUGGCUGCUUCUGCUGAGAACUGUGGGGCGAGUGAUGAAGGAAAGACACCGACUGCUGAAUCUGUUCCUGUUCAGGGUUUGGAGACUGAGCAGACGGAACAAGUAGCUGCAAUAACAGAGCAAGUGGAAGAUCCAGUUUUGAGGCAACAGCUUGAGCUUCAGAAGCUUCAGCUUGAGCUAGAUAUGAGUUCUGCUCUCGCAAACAUGAUUGGUUCCUUCAAUCUCAGUUCUUUCGUUUGAAGUGUCUUUGUGUUUCAGUUUGUUUGAUUUUAUGCAUUUACAUGUGUUGAAUUGUCUCUGUUCUUGUGUUCCCUAAUGUGCUUCUGAUUUGAAUAAAUAUAUCCUAUCUAUUUGGUUUAUC